Messenger RNA from Solea solea (common sole), 5638 nucleotides. It is a transcript of the gene socs4, whose product is annotated as suppressor of cytokine signaling 4. Gene Ontology annotation, cellular component: phosphatidylinositol 3-kinase complex. Lineage: Eukaryota; Metazoa; Chordata; Actinopteri; Pleuronectiformes; Soleidae. The record is from RefSeq and is a predicted model, not a curated record. Gene Ontology annotation, molecular function: 1-phosphatidylinositol-3-kinase regulator activity. The transcript is spliced from 2 exons. The coding region runs from base 2499 to 3686 and encodes 395 amino acids. Gene Ontology annotation, biological process: phosphatidylinositol phosphate biosynthetic process; intracellular signal transduction.
GUGUGUGUGUGUGUGUGUGUGUGUGUACUGAGUCCAGUGACCAGCAGGGCUUAGGUUACACUCCUUCCUUCUAAUAUGGUGCAGAUUAGAAGCCUCUCUGGAUGCACCUUGGUUGCGGGAAGCAGAGCGGCUGCAGGCAGAAAUAAAUCUCCCCAGAGGAAAGAUGAUAGCGAGGCUCACAUGUCCACAGCAGCAUACAGAGACACACUUCAAAGACAUCAAAGGAGGACUUUACAGAAGACAGUGAUCCAAACAAAUCAGAUCAUUUAUAAAGAAAUAUUAAUACAUGAAGAUUAAAAAUAUCUUCUUAAAAAACUGUAAAUAUGCUGAAGAUAGAAAAUCUGAAAUCUCGACAGAAAGAGAGAGAGGAGAAGUCGAUCUACGGAAAUGACUGAGACCAGUGGAGCCACCGACUCUCUGUUCAUUCAAUUUUCCCAAUUCACAUGUGACACAACAUUUAAACUUUAAAUGUUGUGUCACAUUUAAACUCCGCACAGAAGGAUCACCUUUCACCAACUCAGCAGGAAUGCAUGACUUGAUUAUCACAGCUCUAAAACCAGAAAACUCCGUAGACUCUAAAUGAAUUUAAAAAAGGAAGUUAUAGAAGACAAUCAAUCAUAGAAUCCCCAAUAUCUUACACUUUGGUAAAUACGUGUUCAUGUACUGCACGAGCCUCUGUAACACAAUGACGGUAUAAAACAGCUUCCAUAUAAAAACAGAGCUGCAUCAAUUAUUCAUAAAUGCUUGUGUUGGCUGCUCCAGGGAUCGAUGCCUCUGUAAUGUGGACUGAUACGAGCUCCUGGUCCUGGUCCUGCAGCAGGUUUAUGGGCUGGAUUUCACCAACAUACAAACAUUUCAAUUAAAGCUCUUUCACCUUAGUGAGUAAAUAUAAGAGUUCAGUGCAGUCAUGUGUGUGUGUGUGUGUGUGUGUGUGUGUGACUCAUUGUUUAUUAAAGAAGGAAGUGACAUCAUAACCAAAUAUUUAUCACCAAGAAGGAGCUGAUUUAUUUUCACUUCCUUUUUUUUGUCAAAUCCUUUGAGACAAAAUUUGGACAGUUGGACACUUUAGUUUGGUCAGUUGGACACUUUAGUUUGGACACUUUAGUUUGGACAGUUUGGACACUUUAGUUUGGUCACUUUAGUUUGGACAGUUUGGACAGUUUAGCUUGGACAGUUUAGUUUGGACAGUUAAGCUUGGACAGUUUAGUUUGGACAGUUAUAGGGUUAGGGUCAUAUAAUAGGUUAUUUAGUUAGAUCUUCCCAAAAAGUCACCAGAGCUGCUGCCCUGGUCUGAAUCUGCCCUGGUCUGAAUCUGCCCUGGUCUCAGCAGCACUUUGUGGAAGUUUUCACUGAGAGGGUCAAAGGUUAUUCACACGUGAAGCUUUCUUUACUGGACUCAAUUCUUCAUCAAGUGGAGUCAGCGAUGCAGAGACAUGUUCAGAAUUCUCGUUAUUUAAAUGUGCUUUAAUGCCUUAAGUUAAGAUGUCUUAGGGUAGCCCGUGGCCAAGUGGAAAGGGAACUUGGCUUGUAACCGGAGGGUCGGCGGUAACCCUAACCCGAUUCAAGUCCCCACCAGGUCAAAAGGGCUGGGGUACCCCUGAGCAAGGUACUCACCCCCAUUGUUCCCCGGGCGCUACUCAGUGUGGCAGCCCACUGCUCCUAAUUCUAGGAUGGGUCAAAUGCAGAAAACUAAUUUCCCUAAGGAGAUUAAUAAAGUUUUAGAUUUAGCCACUAAUGCAAUUAAAACAAGUCAAAUAAACAUGCUUGCUGCCCCCUCACUGAGAGGAUCGCAGAGGCAUUCACAGAACUCGAGACUGUUCACUGUCCUCGCUCCCAAAUGGUGGAACGACAGCAGAAAUCCUCCACAUCUUCCACCGCCGACUAAAAACAUAUUUCUUCCGACUCUACCUCGACUAAGACGACAAAAAACAAACAAACAAACAAAAAAACUUGCUCAUACAUCGCACUCAUGACUAGCACUUCUUGUUUGGCUUACUUGAAGCUCUUACUUACUUCUAGCUCUUAUUUGUACACAAAUGUUUAAAUGCACUUAUUGUAAGUCGCUUUGGAUAAAAGCGUGUCAUGUAAUGUAACAUGCAGAAAUAAUCCACUCUCAGGCUCCUCUCUUCUUUCCUCUUUUUUCAGGAUAUGAAAUGUGUGCAAAGAUGAUGGGAGAGACACAGACAGAGAGAGAGACAGACAGACAGACAGAGAGACAGAGAGAGCGACAGAAAGAGAGAGACAGACAGAGAGAGAAGAGGAAGUCUCACUGCUACUAGCAUGAGACCCCGCCUCUUGCUGGACUCCACUCCUCCCUGGUUUACUCAGGCCCUGGUGGAGAGGAAGCUGCUGCCCUCUGGGAUUUGGCGUGAUAAUUGUAAAGGAAGCAGAGGAGUCUUGUGUCUGCUGCACACACUCACACACAACAUGACUGAAGGAGAGAUGCUGCUAUAAUCCUGUCAUCCUUCGAUUGUUCAGAGUGAGAAGAGGACGCCGCCAUGUCUGAGAAGAAGCCACGAGCCUCAGGCACACGUCCCAAAAGUGGCCUCCGCAGCUGGAGUGCAGACAGUUCUAUUUGGCGGGGGAAGAAGCGUUCCCGCAGCUCUUGGAGCGGUGGGCUGAGUCCUGGAGGGUCGGAGGCGGAGGCGGAGGAGCUGGGUGUCCGGUCCACAUCCUGUACGAGGCGGCGCAGAGAGAGAAAGUGCAGCUGCAGCGCUCUGGGAGACACACUGACAUCUGCAGAGUUUGAUGUGGUGUGUCGCAAGGCCUUAACCCGCCGCUCUCUACGGCAGAAAUUUCAGGAUGCUGUCGGCCAGUGUUUGCCUCUGCGUUCUCAUCAUCAUCAUCAUCAUCAUCAUCAUCCACCCGGCUCCUCAAGACCCUUCUCUGUUCUCUUCUGGUCCAAACGCAAGAUCCAUGUCUCAGAGCUCAUGCAGGACAAGUGUCCAUUCUCACCUAAAUCUGAACUGGCCCGAUGCUGGCACCUUAUCAAAAACCACGCAACUCACCCAAGUUCCCUCAAGGACAUGGAAGCUCCCCUCAAACCCCCCGUGUCGUCCUCCUCUACCUCCCCUCCACAAACACCACUCUCAUGGGAGGACCUCUGCUGCUCCCCUGGGCAGACUGGAAGCACCAGUCUGGAGGACUGGGACCCUUCUUCUCCACAUGGGGGGGCAGAGGGGAGCUGUAGCAACACUGACUACAUCCUGGUCCCGGAUCUCCUCCAGAUCAACAACAGCCCCUGUUACUGGGGUGUGUUGAACCGCUUUGAGGCAGAGGAGCUCCUGGAGGGCCAGCCAGAGGGCACCUUUCUGCUCCGAGACUCUGCCCAGGAUGAGUUUCUCUACUCGGUCAGUUUUCGUCGCUACAGCCGCUCCCUGCACGCGCGCAUUGAGCAAAAUGGAAAGCGUUUCAGCUUUGAUGUGCGUGACCCGUGUAUGUACCAGGAUCCUAGUGUGACAGGACUACUGAGACACUACAGCAACCCGGCCACCUGCCUCUUCUUUGAGCCCCUGCUCUCCCGGCCACUGCUCAGGACCUUUCCUUUCUCCCUGCAGCAUCUGUGCAGGGUUGUGAUCUGCAGCAGCAGCACCUACCAGGGCAUAAACAACCUGCCCCUGCCGCCACAGCUCAGGGAAUACAUCAGACUGUACCACAUCAGGUGUGAGGGGGCCUGCGCUGUGUGAUGGACACACUCGUCACCAAACAAUGGCAGGAAAAAGAGGAGGAGCCAAUGCAAGAUCUUUUGGCCAAGAUGCAAGAAUAUUGUUGUUUGUGAAUUUCAAAAAGCUUGAUGGUGCAAAACCUUUAGGUUUCUAAGAUUAGGAAUGUUCAGAUGUGACUGUAUCAAGGAUCUUGAUCUUGCAGAAUCACCCACCUUCUUUGCAGGUCUGGACUACAUGCACAUGGCCAUCUUGACUCAUACUGGAGCUGAGGUCAAUCAGUGGACAGCGAUACAUUAAUCAAGCAAAUAAAAACCUUUGGAAGGAGCAGGGAUGAAGAAAAACACAGAGACGAUGUUUUUCAGGAACAUUGACUCUUUAAGUCUCUUUCUUGUAUGAACAUCUGGAAACUCUAACAGCCACUAAAGCACUAAAGGAACUACUACCAGUCGUGAUUUUGCUCUGCUUUUAUUGUACACACAACCAAUCUGUCACUGUUAGAGCAUCCAUUGAUAUCCUCAGCAUUCUUUUUAUAAGGUAAGCUGGUGCAGGAAUGACCAUAUAUCUUCAAAUCUUUUCCAGUUAUUGGUUUCACCUGUUGACCAUUGAGAUGAGGAACUGAUUUCAACAUUCAAACCACAGGAGACUUGUGUAGAGAAUUCAAUAUCACUAUGACGAUGUCGCCUCAUUCUGCUUUUGACAAACACAAAUGUCACGUUCUAAUAAGGGAGACUCGACGUUAUUCAAUCAGAUUGUCUUCUUCUCUGUAGCCACAAGGUGGUAGCACAACUGCACAGAUCAGGGGAUUGAAGUUCCACUGCUUCACUGGUCUGUCUUUCACAUCGUCCUCAUGUCUCAUGUCCAUCAUAAAGUGGCAUUUUAACAUUAGUUAAACAAACUGUUCGACUUGCACUGAUGCUCAGUCAAAGCAUAUUGUAUUCACCACUGACACACACAACAAUACAGGCCGUUUACGCUGCCUGUGUCAAUCACCGGUGCACUCCUGCUCGUGCUUCAGCUGUUGGCCGUGUCACAGUCAGACCAGUCGAUGCUUUUGAAGAAUCAAAUGAAAACAAUCUGUCGCUCGCUCUGGAAAGGACACGUCGAAAUGUCAACGCUUCUGCGGAACAAACGAGAGAUAAGGACACGAAAGUAACUGGAGAGGAAUUCAAAGGUUUUCAAGUGUCAAUCACGUCCACUCAUGUUUCCUCUGGCAGAGUUCAGGUACCACAAAGUUCUGUCUUUUCUUCAUUGAUUUACUUCAUCAUGUUUCAGUUCAUGUGCAGUUCUGUUCUCAUGCUAAUCUUCAGAUAAACUUUAGAUGGCGCCUAAUUUAACGUCUGCCACUUUCAUAGAAGUGCAGUCAUAAUGAACCUCCAUCUCUAUCUCUGUGUCUCUGUGAGCCUCCGUGUUAAAAGUCAGUCAGGAGCCACAUCGAUUGAUUUUCUGAUUUUGCUGAACCACAUUCAUGAAAUAUUAAUGUUAUCUUGUAUGAUCAUUUUUCUGCAGCUCAAAACCAAUAUCUAUAUUUACACCCAAUUCAUGUUACAUCCCAUAAUCAAACUGAAGAAGUGAAACAUUUGUUCCAGGACUGCUUGACGCAUCCAUGUGUAACGCCAAAUACACAUAUCAGGCUUCAGGCCUGUGGUACACAUCAAUACUGUGAUGCUCAGUGAUUCUUGUAAAGUGGGAGAGUUCAGUGAUGUGAGUACUUCCUGUCGCAUUAAUCAAAUCCUCCACUGAGAUCUGAGAUGCUGCUCAAACAGGCCAGAUGGUUACAGCCUAUCAGAGCCAAGAGGAUGGACCUCUCUGCAGUAAUAUUAUGAAUCGCUGGUCACAUGACCAACCAAUGAAAUGACAAACAAACCUUUGUUUCUGUGUGUUUGUCUGAGCAGAGUGUGCUGGAAUAAAUGUAAAUAAUAAAUCCAAUUUAAACGUAUUGAACAACUUCCAUUAAAACAUUAAAACAGUUGUGA